Messenger RNA from Daphnia carinata, 954 nucleotides. RefSeq names its product D-beta-hydroxybutyrate dehydrogenase, mitochondrial-like. The coding region runs from base 1 to 954 and encodes 317 amino acids. The record is from RefSeq and is a predicted model, not a curated record. Gene Ontology annotation, molecular function: oxidoreductase activity. NCBI's taxonomy places the organism in Eukaryota, Metazoa, Arthropoda, Branchiopoda, Diplostraca, Daphniidae. The transcript has 5 exons.
AUGCAAAUUUCGCCUAGGGAUCGGGCUGUACUCAUCACCGGGUGUGACUCUGGCUUUGGUCAUCUACUAGCCGAGAGAUUACACGCUAUGGAAUUCACCGUCUUCGCCUGUUGCCUACAACAUGAGAAAAGCGACACUGCAUUAGGUCUACUCAAACUUGGUGCACAAACGGGACGGAUGCAUGUCAUAAGAAUGGACGUUACAAGCCAAGAAGAUGUAGAUAAAGCCCUCAGAUUUGUAGAGAUGCGUCUCCCGAAAAAAGGUCUUUGGGGCAUCGUUAAUAACGCUGGACGAUACAGGGCAGGAUAUCUCGAAUGGCUCUCUAUGGAAACUCAUGAAACGGUAUCAUCGGUGAACGUGCUGGGCGUUAUGCGUGUAACGAAAGCUUUUUUACCACUCAUCAGCAAGAGCCAAGGAAGGAUAGUUAACGUUUCGUCAAUUCUGGGCCGUGUGGCAGAUCCGUUUCUAGGUGCCUAUUGUAUAAGCAAAUUCGCCCUUGAGGCCUUCUCCGAAAUCCUUCGCUUUCAGAUGGUGCCUUUUAAAGUGAAGGUGAACACCAUCGAGCCGGGCAACUUCUUGGCGGCCGUCAAUAUUACUGCUGGCAUAGAGAGUUUAAAUGCCACGACUCGUUCAGCCUGGGAUCAAUUGGAUGAACCUGUACAAAAAGAUUACGGGAAGAGUAGUCUAGAACGACAGCUUCGCAUUGGUGAAAUACUUCUAGCUUUAUCAGACAGAGAUAUCAGUUGUGUUAUCAAUGCCAUGUCGGAUGCCCUCGUUCGAUUACAUCCCAAAAAACGAUACUUAGAAGCCACUCGAUUUGACAAGACGCUUGCUUGCUGUGUUCGGUAUUUACCUACCAUGAUAACCAAUCGCCUGAGACUCUCAAUUCACAACCAGCUGCUCAAUUUCUACGAUAAAGACAAAUGGAAGAAGUUCGUGGAAAGGUGUGAUUAA